Drosophila eugracilis is the source of this 2149-nucleotide messenger RNA. RefSeq names its product polyubiquitin-C. Lineage: Eukaryota; Metazoa; Arthropoda; Insecta; Diptera; Drosophilidae. Gene Ontology annotation, cellular component: cytoplasm; nucleus. The record is from RefSeq and is a predicted model, not a curated record. Gene Ontology annotation, biological process: protein ubiquitination; modification-dependent protein catabolic process. Gene Ontology annotation, molecular function: protein tag activity; ubiquitin protein ligase binding.
UUUAAAACGGGACAGUAGCUGUGAAAAAAUAGUUGAGAGCGGACGUACAGAGUAAAAGAUAAAGCAAGUUUUUGAACAUAAAAAAAGUUUUCUUCAAAAAGUGCAGAACCAAAUAAUUAGAACAAGAAAUUUAAUUUUUCGGUGCGGAAAAAGAAAAUAAACCAAUAUGCAAAUUUUCGUGAAGACUUUGACUGGCAAGACCAUCACCUUGGAAGUUGAGCCUUCCGACACCAUCGAGAACGUCAAGGCCAAGAUCCAGGACAAGGAGGGAAUCCCCCCAGAUCAGCAGCGUUUGAUCUUCGCUGGAAAGCAGCUGGAGGACGGACGUACCUUGUCCGACUACAACAUCCAGAAGGAGUCUACUUUGCAUUUGGUGCUCCGUCUGCGCGGAGGCAUGCAGAUCUUUGUGAAGACCCUCACCGGCAAGACCAUCACUUUGGAGGUCGAGCCCUCCGAUACCAUCGAGAACGUUAAGGCCAAGAUCCAGGACAAGGAGGGAAUCCCCCCAGAUCAGCAGCGUUUGAUCUUCGCUGGAAAGCAGCUGGAGGACGGACGUACCUUGUCCGAUUACAAUAUCCAGAAGGAGUCUACUUUGCAUUUGGUUCUCCGUCUGCGUGGUGGCAUGCAAAUCUUUGUGAAGACCCUCACCGGUAAGACCAUCACUUUGGAGGUCGAGCCCUCCGAUACCAUCGAGAACGUUAAGGCCAAGAUCCAGGACAAGGAGGGAAUCCCCCCAGAUCAGCAGCGUUUGAUCUUCGCUGGAAAGCAACUGGAGGACGGACGUACCUUGUCCGACUACAAUAUCCAGAAGGAAUCUACUUUGCAUUUGGUUCUCCGUCUGCGUGGUGGCAUGCAAAUCUUUGUGAAGACCCUUACCGGCAAGACCAUCACUUUGGAGGUUGAGCCUUCCGACACCAUCGAGAACGUUAAGGCCAAGAUCCAGGACAAGGAGGGAAUCCCCCCAGAUCAGCAGCGUUUGAUCUUCGCUGGAAAGCAGCUGGAGGACGGACGUACCUUGUCCGACUACAAUAUCCAGAAGGAGUCUACUUUGCAUUUGGUGCUCCGUCUGCGCGGAGGCAUGCAGAUCUUUGUGAAGACCCUCACCGGCAAGACCAUCACUUUGGAGGUUGAGCCUUCCGACACCAUCGAGAACGUCAAGGCCAAGAUCCAGGACAAGGAGGAUCCCCCAGAUCAGCAGCGUUUGAUCUUCGCUGGAAAGCAGCUGGAGGACGGACGUACCUUGUCCGACUACAAUAUCCAGAAGGAGUCUACUUUGCAUUUGGUGCUCCGUCUGCGCGGAGGCAUGCAGAUCUUUGUGAAGACCCUCACCGGCAAGACCAUCACUUUGGAGGUUGAGCCUUCCGACACCAUCGAGAACGUCAAGGCCAAGAUCCAGGACAAGGAGGAUCCCCCAGAUCAGCAGCGUUUGAUCUUCGCUGGAAAGCAGCUGGAGGACGGACGUACCUUGUCCGACUACAAUAUCCAGAAGGAGUCUACUUUGCAUUUGGUGCUCCGUCUGCGCGGAGGCAUGCAGAUCUUUGUGAAGACCCUCACCGGCAAGACCAUCACUUUGGAGGUUGAGCCUUCCGACACCAUCGAGAACGUCAAGGCCAAGAUCCAGGACAAGGAGGGAAUCCCCCCAGAUCAGCAGCGUUUGAUCUUCGCUGGAAAGCAGCUGGAGGACGGACGUACCUUGUCCGACUACAAUAUCCAGAAGGAAUCUACUUUGCAUUUGGUGCUCCGUCUGCGCGGAGGCAUGCAGAUCUUUGUGAAGACCCUCACCGGCAAGACCAUCACUUUGGAGGUUGAGCCUUCCGACACCAUCGAGAACGUCAAGGCCAAGAUCCAAGACAAGGAGGGAAUCCCCCCAGAUCAGCAGCGUUUGAUCUUCGCUGGAAAGCAGCUGGAGGACGGACGUACCUUGUCCGACUACAAUAUUCAGAAGGAGUCUACUUUGCAUUUGGUCCUGCGUCUACGCGGUGGCGCUCUCUAGAUUUUGUCAGCACUACAAAAAUCUCAAAAAAUUUGAUCUUGCCAGGCCAAUAGUAUUCAUAUUAAAUUUUAUUUAAUUGGCUUUAGAACAAGGCAUCAAGAAUAAUCACAUUUGGUAUUACAAAAAAUAAAUUUUCAAUUUGCGUGUUUAAAAUUA